UCAGAGAGAGAGAGAGAGAGAGAAAGAGAGAGAGAGGGAGAGAGGGAGAGGGAGGGAGAGAGAGAGUCCUUAUCGCUACGAUCAGAGACCAAGAGGACAUUUUUUUAUAUCAAACUCUUAUCGCUACGAUCAGAGAGCCGAACGACAUUUUAUCAAACUCCUGCCAUCAAGGCUUCAAAGGGCAUUUUAUUAAAUUCCUUUCCCUCCCAUCAGAGAUUUAAAGCGACAGAAAAUGCAAGGCUCUGCAGAGUUGAUUUGUGGAUAAAGAUAAGCGAUCUCUUGGACAAACUGGUGAUUGGAAUCCAGUUUCUUUAUUUUUUUAAAGUCCACCUUUCUUCAUUCCAUUGGAUCUUCACGCUUCCUCAUUUGUUGGUUUUUGUGUUCGCACUGCAGUUCCGACCCUGUUACCCCAGCAUGCUGAACUCGGAUCAAACUGACCUAGACCUGAACCCCAGCUCUUCCGAGAGUGAGUCGGUGCUAUCGGAUGCUCGGGGAGGCUGCAUGCGAGAGAAGCCGGAUGACGCCGAGGGCAAGCGGGGGGUGCAGCAGACACUGAGCCGCGAAGAGAAGCGCCGCCGGCGGAGAGCCACUGCCAAGUACCGUACAGCCCAUGCAACCCGGGAGCGCAUUAGGGUGGAAGCCUUCAACGUGGCGUUCGCGGAACUUCGCAAACUGCUGCCAACUCUGCCUCCCGACAAAAAGCUCUCCAAAAUCGAAAUCCUCCGCCUGGCCAUCUGUUACAUUUCCUACCUGAAUCAUGUCUUGGAUGUUUAGGCAGAGUGAGUGUGUGUGAAAGAGAGAGAGAAACAGUGGAGAACAGAAUGGGAAAAGCAAACGUGGUGGAUUGAAAACUGCAAAUAAAAAAAUAUGUUUGAGGAAGAUGUCAAGUGCCACCGUUUCCAAAACAAAUGGAACUUUAAACUCUGUGACCUUAAAGUGUGUUAGUGGGUGCGGUAUAUUUAUAUUUAAUUUUAUUUUUUAUAAAUGUGCGUAUUGAUAAUUAGUAUAUUUCUAUUUUAUUUUUUAUUUAUUUUUUAUAUAAACGUGUGUCAAUUGUUGUUUUUUUGUGCCAUCUGUUCACAAGUCGAGUGUUUACACUUUAUGUUGGAGAGCAGUUUAUUUUUCUCCUUGCCGUGCUUGGUUUAGCUGUUUGGAAAGCGGUGAUGUUUAUUAUUGCCUCCCCAUAUCGCACUUGUUUCUUAAGAUAGAGCUUUUACGUUCGUCUGAUUUCCACCCUCCCCUUGUAUUUAAAUAUUUGGUGCAAUGAGUUGGUAGUCGUUCCUAGAGAGAGUCGAGCACUCGCACUUCAUACUUUAAAAAGGAAUAAUAAUUUAAAUGGUUUUAAAGUCCGUUGGCAGUUGCUGUUGUACAAAAUGUUUAUUUUUUGGUAGAAUGUGUCGCAGUUUUGAACACGGUAAACAAGGAGGAGAAAUCCCAGAUUGUACAGCAACCCCACCCCCAGGAGUUUAUUCCCUGGAUUAGUAUCUCCCUUAAAAAAAACAUUUACGAAAUAAUCUGGGCCAAUCUUCUCCCGUUGAAUUGAACCAAAAAAAUGAAUUUGUAAUAACUGCCCCGGCCUCUGGUUAGCACCCCUGAAGUGCGCGGAUUUUGUAAAAAAAACAAAAAACAAACAAAAAAAAAGGACAUAUCAAACUGACAUCCAAAGAUUCUCGUCUUUUCAGGGUUUCUACGUGUGUUUUUUGCCUAGUUCAGAAUAUUUUGUGGUUGAAAUAACGAGCUGGUUUCUAUAAGGUAGUUUCAUAUCUAUUCGUGAAUGGUGCCGUUUGGCAAUUAAAAAAAAUAUAAAAACGCA
Amblyraja radiata (thorny skate) is the source of this 1813-nucleotide messenger RNA. RefSeq names its product nescient helix loop helix 2 (gene nhlh2). Gene Ontology annotation, molecular function: protein dimerization activity; DNA-binding transcription factor activity, RNA polymerase II-specific; RNA polymerase II cis-regulatory region sequence-specific DNA binding. The record is from RefSeq and is a predicted model, not a curated record. Gene Ontology annotation, biological process: regulation of transcription by RNA polymerase II. The transcript is spliced from 4 exons. NCBI's taxonomy places the organism in Eukaryota, Metazoa, Chordata, Chondrichthyes, Rajiformes, Rajidae. The coding region runs from base 415 to 774 and encodes 119 amino acids.